CUCGUCUACACAUUUUUGAUAGUUCUCUCCGUUCUUAACCCUAAUCUUCUCUUGUGCUCAUCGGUGCCCGACCGGCCCUCCCCUCCCCUCAGAUUCAAAUCUCCAUGUGUCUCAGGCAAUCAGUUCGUGGACCGGCAAGAUUCAGCAGGCAACCAGUUUGUAGAUCCGAUGCAGAAUACAAACUCUCUUGCUGGAUAACCAGUUUGUGGAUCGGAAGCGAUGGAUCUUCUGAUUUAGAUCAUAAACUCUCUGUCAGUAGGCUAUCCAUUAGAAUUUGAAGAUCGAGAGCGUGAGAUCUUGUCGCCCUCGGCAGGCAGGUAUGCAGUUCAUAGAUUGGCAGCGGUUGAUUUAAAUUGCAAACUCUCAUGGUAGGCAGCGGCAGGGCUUCUGAUUUGGAUCGAGCUUUUAAUUAGGAACAAAAUUGUUAUUUGGUAGGUAACCAAUUCAUUCGGUUAAAUUCUUCAAAUUACUUUGUAAAAAUCUCUUUUUACUUCUACCUGUAAAACCGUUUGUAAAAAUCAUAUAUUUAUUUGCAGAAUUAGUAUACAUAAAGUGGGAAGGCAGGGUGAAAAGAAUUUUAACAAUUUUCUACACUAAUGGUUCUUCAAUCGUAGCACUAAAUUAGGCCGGCCCGGUGGAAAAAGUGAAAGAGUUUCGACGCUACAAAAAGCCCAAUUCAUCUCCAACCUAGCCCAUUUGCUUGAUCGUGCCUAUAAAAGGAACCACUGUUCACGAUGCCACUCUUCGAUCAUCGAUUGCGAGGGUUUCGUUUUCUCAGGAUUUCUCUUCAGCUCAGGGUUUCUGUUCGGCUCAGGGUUUCUGUUCGGCUCUUGCAAGAAGAAGGUAUCAACUCUCUUUCUGCAAGAAGAGUAGCAGAGGCUCACGAAGCUGUCCAUGAACUAUCAUUCAUUCACCAUGAGCUUCAAUUAUCUGAUUGCAAGAAAAGAAGUGUUGUUGAAGGCCCUCUCAUUGAUGUAGAGUAUCAGAGGCUCACGAAGCUGUCCAUGAACUAUCAUUCAUUCACCAUGAGCUUCAAUUAUCUGAUUGCAAGAAAAGAAGUGUUGUUGAAGUGCCAUCAAUAUGAUAUACAUCGUCUGAGGAAGAUCCAUGACGAGCUUAGGCAAGUCCUCUUCCUGCUCGAGUUUACCGAGUAUGCUAUGGUCCCGCUGGCUGCUAAGCUCGGAGUGAAACUGCUUCUUGUGGACAGGAACAUUGCCUCUUGCUCUAGGCUUCAGAGAAGUGCCAGUGAUGGCAUGCUUCUUUUGGCUGAUGUCUGUGCUGAGCUUUGGAGGGAGGUUGAACUGGAGGAUAGGAGUUAUGUUCCGAGGGAGCCUGAUCACUCGCACACCCCCUGCUUGCUCUUCACCUCCUCUGGUUCCUGCUGGUCUUCUGCGGUCAUCAUCUAA
Linum tenue is the source of this 1406-nucleotide messenger RNA. Lineage: Eukaryota; Viridiplantae; Streptophyta; Magnoliopsida; Malpighiales; Linaceae. The record is from the annotation of a GenBank genome assembly.